Molecule: messenger RNA, 630 nt
Organism: Xyrauchen texanus (razorback sucker)
Lineage: Eukaryota; Metazoa; Chordata; Actinopteri; Cypriniformes; Catostomidae
Gene: il17c
Product: interleukin 17c
Exons: 3
Coding region: 100-630 (176 amino acids)
Biological process (GO): inflammatory response
Cellular component (GO): extracellular region
Molecular function (GO): cytokine activity
Source: RefSeq, a predicted model, not a curated record
UAGACUGUAGGGAAGUAUAAAUACAGGCAAGCAGUGAAGAUAAGCCUUGUGGCCUGGCACAAGCUGCAAUAAGGAUUUAUAAGAGCAUUACCUGCGAUUAUGUUGCUAAAACCUGAACAAAUCAUGUGGUCUCCACUGUUGUUUGGAAUCAUUUUCAAUUUCUUGUCGGAGACCAUCGUCGAAGGGAAACAUUUGGGAUGCUACCAUGAAUGUGAACAUGGGUUCAACAAAGUCCAUCAAAAGUUGCUUCGCGCCUUGCGUGCAACCAACAAACACGCGCCUCUGCCGCCUGUUAAUCAUGCAGCAGACACCUGUCCGGAUUUCUUGAGCGAGCUGACGCGUCAUGAGCCGUCUUCACUGGGGCACAAUAAGCGCUCACUUGCCCCCUGGCGGAUAAGAACUGUGCAUAAGCCAGACAUGUUGCCCCCAACAUAUGAAGAAGCAGAGUGUUUGUGUGAAGGAUGCAUCAUUAACGGCACUGAAGACAGGACCUACAACUCUGUGCCUGUGAUGGAAAAUCGAUUAUUUCUGAAAAAGGUCAAGUGUCCGUUUGACCAGAACAAAUACUCAUUAGAGUAUGAAUAUGUGAAAGUAACUGUGGCCUGUACCUGUGUGGUCCCUAAGCAUUGA